ACUAAGUCAUUGAUAAAAAAAACCCGGGGUUCUAAAACUAAACCCCAAAACCCAUUGCCGAUAUGAAAUUUUUCAUCGGGUUUGUUUUUCGCAUCAAGAUGGGUCGCAAAGCGACAAAAAUUGUACCUACGUGGUCGAAAGUUUAUUACAGUUAGAUUAUAAAACGUUGUGUAUAUUGGAACCUAUUUUAUAGGGAUUCAAGUCAUAAGCAUUAUCGUAGUGUUUUAUUGGGAGAAUAAUUGAUUUCAGAAACUAUGGGAUUUGUAGGUUCUAUUAGGAGAUCUAGAACUCUUCAAUUCAUUUUAAUAUUAAUUAUUGUGGGGGGAGUAUAUUGGUUUUACCCAUUUUCAGAAACUGACGAUGAAAGUUAUACACCUGAAGAAUUAAAUUCUAUCUUACAAAAUAAGGAUAAUGAAUUAAAUUUACUUAAGAAAGUUGAAUUGGAAGCUAAAAGAUUAAAGAGUCCAUUUUUAGAUACUGGAAGUUAUCGUAUGAAUCAUUGGAAUCUUAAAGGAAAUACCAUGAUUAAAAAUUCUGAUUAUAUUAGAUUAACUUCCGAUAAACCUCAUCAACUUGGUAGUAUAUUUGCUAAAGAACCUAUUCCUGCUGAAUCCUUUGAAAUGGAAUUAACUUUCAGAAUUCAUUCUCAAAAUAGUAUUGGAUUAAUAGCUGAUGGUUUAGCAAUUUGGUUACUUGAUGAACCAUCUGACCUUGGGGAUGUUUUUGGUGCUAAAAAUUAUUUUAAUGGUUUAGGAGUUAUGAUUGAUACUUUUAGAAAUGGUAAAAGAGGUAAUUUCCCAUUUGUUAACAUUAUGUUAGGUGAUGGUAAAACAAAAUAUGCAAAAGAAGAUGAUGGUUAUGGUACAAGAUUAGCAGGAUGUAAUACAAGAUAUAUGGUAAAUCCACCAAGUGGACUGAUAAAAAUGAGAUUAAUUUAUAUUAAGAAUGGUUAUUUAUCCAUUGAUUUCAAUUAUGAUGGUGUUCCUGAAGCUUGGAGUAAUUGUGUAACUUUAACAGAUGUUCAAUUACCACCUGUGAAAUAUCUUGGUUUAAGUGCUGAAACUGGUCAGUUAACUGAAAAUGUUGAUAUCAUAGAAAAUAGAAUGUAUGCUUUAUAUAAACCUGAUGGGAAAUUUGUUGAAUCAAUUGAAGAAUUAACAAAUUUAUUAAAUGAUCAACAUAAUAUUGAUGAAGAAAUUAAACUGCUCCAGGAAGAUGUUAAAAAAGAAGCAGAAGUACAAACUAAAGCAGGUAGUAAAAGACCCAAUAUUAAACAAAAGAGACGUUCUAUUCAAAGAUUAAGAAAUGCUGAAAAGAGAAUUAAAGAAAGAGAAAGAAAAUUAAGAUUAGAAAAGUAUGGUGAUGAAGAUGCUACCUUUGUCAAAAGAUCAGUAGGUGUGCUUUUAACAUCUUUAAAAUUCGGUGUCUAUUUUAUAAUAGCGGUGUUAAUAGCUUGGUGUGCAUUUAUUAUUUAUAGAAUUCAAAAGCAAAAAAAGAAGUCAAAAGUUACUGGUUUAUUAGACUAGUUGGUUUCAAAAUUCAAAUAUAUACAAAUAAAAUUGGUGAUGCUCAUGCGAUUAUUUUAAUUUUAUCAUAAUUGUACAUAUACUUAACUUUAUACAUGUAUACAUA
Scheffersomyces amazonensis is the source of this 1632-nucleotide messenger RNA. RefSeq lists its product as uncharacterized. NCBI's taxonomy places the organism in Eukaryota, Fungi, Ascomycota, Pichiomycetes, Serinales, Debaryomycetaceae. Gene Ontology annotation, molecular function: D-mannose binding. Gene Ontology annotation, biological process: endoplasmic reticulum to Golgi vesicle-mediated transport. Gene Ontology annotation, cellular component: endoplasmic reticulum membrane; endoplasmic reticulum-Golgi intermediate compartment; COPII-coated ER to Golgi transport vesicle. The record is from RefSeq and is a predicted model, not a curated record. The transcript has a single exon. The coding region runs from base 255 to 1526 and encodes 423 amino acids.